Molecule: messenger RNA, 1931 nt
Organism: Macrobrachium nipponense
Lineage: Eukaryota; Metazoa; Arthropoda; Malacostraca; Decapoda; Palaemonidae
Product: pantetheinase-like
Exons: 6
Coding region: 55-1830 (591 amino acids)
Source: RefSeq, a predicted model, not a curated record
GCAUUUACAGAUAUCAUUUUAGUGAGCGUCUGCUCUCUCUGGUUCGCCCUCGUAAUGAUCCGGGCAGUGUUUAUCUUCCUAGCAGCGGUGGAGAUAGUUUUUUUAUAUAUUAAUUCCCAGGAUGGAGACGUCCUUGGUACCUUUUCCUACUCAACCGGAGAUGACAAAGAAGGUACUGAGACGAAUACGAUAGAAUACACAGCAGCCGUAUUAGAUUACGAGGCUUAUGACGACAUCAGCCUAGGGGGGUUGGCGUUAUUGCAGGAAAAUGCUCGUAUUCUCCUUGGGUAUGCAGCACAAGCUCAGAGACAGGGAGCAGAUAUAAUUGUAUUCCCAGAGCAUGGCCUUACAGGCAGCAACACGGGAACCACAUUGGAGGCGCUGGUAUCCUUAAGUCAGAUCGUACCUGAACCGGAGGAUGAGGUUAUUCCCUGCUACUUCACUGAUGCUAACGAUGCUUCCAAGGUUGUGCAAGAACUUAGCUGUGGGGCGAUGGAACUUCGCAUGUACCUGGUGGUUCAGAUGACAGAACAGCAAUGUGCAAAUGGCACUGUUAAGACUGACUUUGAAUCGGGGUUUCCUAGUACUGAUGGCGUGAAUAGGCCUAUAGCUUCUGCACAAGGUGAAGAGUGCCCUAAAAGAGACCUCCUCUUCUUCAAUACUCAAGUAGUCUUUAGUGACACUGGAGUGGUUGUUGCCAAAUAUCGGAAGAAGCACCUUUAUGUUGAAAGCCAUCUUUCCAAGGGAGAACAGCCUGACGAAGCGGCCAUGUUCACCACGAGUUUCGGCGUAACUUUUACCCUUCAGAUCUGUUUCGACAUCAUGUAUAGGGACCCAGCUAUAAGCAAUAUUGAGACCUACGGUCUGCAUGAUGCCAUAUUGAGCACUAACUGGAUUGACGAGCUCCCGUUUUUAACAGCUCCUCAGAUGUGGAAAGCAUGGAGUGAGGGGAACAAAGUCAACCUUCUGGCUUCCAAUUAUUUCAAACCUUCUCAAGGAGCGCUUGGUUCUGGAAUAUUUCGAGGCUACACAUCUGAGCCGGCUACUUACGUCUACAAUGCAGCCGGCGGCACAAGUCUGGUUGUUGGGAAAGUUACUACAACACCUGUUUCAAGUGUUUCAACGACGAGGUCAGAUUUUAGACCGAUACUGAGCUACUGUCAAUCACCAGUAAACAACUAUGAAGAAACAGGUAGUAUCCAAAGAGAGGCGCUAGACUCAAAAGAAAGUCCGUGUGAAUCAGUAUAUAGUCAUUCGAACCCAGUGGAAAGCAACACAUUCCCGUUGCUCGUUGCUGAAGACCAGACAUUCCUCCAUGAGGACUUGCAAAGAUACAAUCACUCCAUUAUCGAAUGGACUUCCACCACAAACCCGUCAAAUUGCACCAAAACCCUCUGCCAUGAAGACGGAUUCUGUUGCACUGUCGAGUACGAUUACCCGAGAAAUGACACUGAAGGAGGACUUUUCAUGAUUCUUGCCUACAGUGGCCUAGUGGUCAAGGGAGGAGGAAUUUACCCUAUGUAUUCUCAAAUCUGCUCGAUCGUCUUCUGUUUGAACGCAACCGCCAUGAGCUGUGCGCGCGUAGAGGGCGAACCGGUUAGACACUCAAAUCUAAGAGUGUACGAACUCAGAGGGAAUUUUGGAAACAGUCACGUAUAUCCAUCGGUGUUUACGCAAAGUCUGGAAUUGUACAGUUCCAGGAACUGGGAAUUUGACGUUCAGGAACGUUCCGGUUUCUUUGAUGGGGUUAUUCGGUUCAGAGAAACAGUGAAAAGCCUUUUGUCUCUGACGAUGUUUAGCCGAUGGUAUGAGAGAGAUCCGGGAGAGUAGGUUUAUCAUUGUUAAUGUAUUUUCAUGAAUAUUGCUAUGCCUCUUUCAUGGAAAUUUGAACAAAUUGUUUAAUGUGUAGUACGAUUCAAAUAAACAUGAAU